GGGUAAUGUGUAUUAACCCAAAAAAUUUUAAAAAAAUUAAAAAAAGGUACGGAAAGUCUCGAGAGAGAGAGAGAGAGGGAGAGAGGGCUUUGCGGGUUUCUCUCUCUGUCGCCAAAUUUUACAGAGCAAAAGAGACCAACAAGAAGAACAACAACAAUGGAAGAUCAAGAAAAGCAGACCAAUUCCGUCAUUAAGAUGCGUGAUCCUCCUACGGGACGCCCUGUUCGUGUCUACGCAGAUGGGAUUUACGAUCUUUUCCAUUUCGGCCACGCUCGUUCUCUCGAACAAGCCAAAAAAUCGUUUCCAGACACUUACCUGCUUGUUGGAUGCUGCAAUGACGAAGUGACACAUAAGUACAAGGGCAAAACUGUCAUGACUGACAAGGAGCGCUAUGAAUCUCUCCGCCACUGCAGGUGGGUUGAUGAAGUUGUUCCUGAUGCACCAUGGGUGAUCAACCAAGAGUUUCUUGACAAACAUCAAAUUGACUAUGUGGCACAUGAUUCUCUUCCCUAUUCUGAUGCAAGUGGGGCUGGCAAAGAUGUUUACGAGUUUGUCAAGGCUGUUGGAAAAUUUAAGGAGACAAAACGGACUGACGGGAUCUCUACAUCAGAUAUAAUAAUGAGGAUUGUCAAAGAUUAUAACCAGUAUGUGUUGCGCAACUUAGACCGGGGAUACUCAAGAAAGGAACUUGGUGUUAGCUAUGUGAAGGAAAAGCGGCUGAGAGUGAACAUGGGACUGAAAAAGUUGCAUGAGAAAGUGAAAAAACAGCAAGAAAAAGUGGAAGAAAAGAUACAGGUAGUAGCAAAGCAUCGUAAUAUAUGGGUGGAGAAUGCUGAUCGCAUGGUUGCUGGUUUCCUUGAAAUGUUUGAAGAAGGUUGCCAUAAAAUGGGAACAGCCAUCAGAGACCAAAUACAAGAGCGACUAUUGACAAAGGCAAAUAUAAAAGGACUCGUAUAUGAGGAAGGUGAUGAGGAUGAUGAUGAGUACUAUUAUGUUGACAGCAGUGAAGAAGAGUAUUAUGAUGAGGAAGAUGAAGAAUGAGCUUCUUCAUUAUGUUCAUCCAUGAUUGGAUGGGUAUUCUUCUGGUUGUUCACUUUAAGGUUAUAAGUAUGCUUUCCAGUGUAGACAACUUUGCAGGUGUGCGAGUUUGCAAAACAUAGAUUGUUGUCAGAGUUGGAAUUUUUUUGCGUACUU
Messenger RNA from Camellia sinensis, 1194 nucleotides. Its product is annotated as choline-phosphate cytidylyltransferase 2. Gene Ontology annotation, molecular function: phosphatidylcholine binding; choline-phosphate cytidylyltransferase activity. The record is from RefSeq and is a predicted model, not a curated record. Lineage: Eukaryota; Viridiplantae; Streptophyta; Magnoliopsida; Ericales; Theaceae. Gene Ontology annotation, biological process: CDP-choline pathway.